AUGGAGCCCUUUCCUCCUAUCGAUCCGCCGGAGUUCAAAGAUGCCUUUUUGGGCCCGCAAGUUCAAAUCAAUGAAUUGCCAGCCUCCAACUCAAUGUCUAGUGGAGUGCCCCAGGAUCCAAUCUCGAAUCUUCGCCAUGCCAAUACCGUAGCCCAGGGCAGCAACGUUAAGCGGAACCUAGAGUUGAAGGCAGCACGCGAGAAAACAGCAACUGAGAUAAACGCCAAGGAUAGCCAUGAGCUUCUACGAUCUCAAACACACCUUGGCCCACUAGAGGCACGUUCACCCGGAAGGAAGGUCGGCCAUUUCACCGUAAGAAGUGUCGGCCAAAAUGGCCAAAUAUUUCUCAGGCCGAUUGCCAAUCCGUCCCAGAAAAUCCCACAGCCUGCAUCCUUCUCUUCGGUUGAUACCGCGAAACCCAGUCUCCUUCAGCCGCAGAGCCAUGCACAUACCCGCAAGGCCCCAGAUCCAUCCAGGUGGUCGAGCUCGCAGCUCUCUGAAUUACGUCCGCGCCAACAACCCGAAGAUUUCGAGUCUGUCCUCAUUGUGCCUCCUCCUCCCGAACUCUUGAGCCAGCACCGCAUGAGACCGAUAUCGUUCUCGACCGUAUCGGAGCAGCAAUCGAUAGCCGAUGCAGGGAAGCGUGGGGAGCUGCGCAUCGUGAUCGAUAGAUCUGAAGACCGCCCCAAGUCUGCAUAUGAGAACUCGACACCAACCUUGGAGGUUCCUAGUCUGCGGUAUCGGCUCGGGUCGCCGCGAUUCAACGUCGAAGGUAGCGCACUGAUGCAGAGUCCUGCCUAUACGCGAAACUCGAUGUCGGACAACUUUCGGAAUUCAACACUGCUUGGGGGUGUGACUGACCUCCUGCCGGUACUUCACGGUCCAUAUCCUCGAGACUCUUUCUCGCGGCAUCGGCCAUCUUUUGCAAUUUCGAUGUUCUCGGGGACUGCAGCGGCUAUGGAUAUGAACCGAGCUUCACCGGCUCUGAGGAAUUCCAUGGUCUAUGAAUUGAAAGAGCCGGUUGAGCCAUCUAUCUAUGAGACGAUGGUGCAUGAUAUGGAUGAUGGUUCUGUUGUCCGAUACAUAGCUGGGACAAAGGAUAUUAGUGCUGCCACGCCUGCUCGAAUUGUUGCGCAGAUCUCCUCCGAGUCAUUCAUGGACUACGAACUAGUAUCGGACUUCUUCCUUACCUUUCGUUCAUACCUAUCCACCACACACCUUUUGGCUCUUCUUCUUGCGCGGUUAAAGUGGGCAAUCAACCGGCUACAAGAUGAUGGACGCAUUAUUAGGAUUCGCACUUUUGCGGCUUUGCGACAUUGGAUUCUCAAUUACUUCGUUGAUGACUUUGUUACAAACUACGAGCUUCGAACCCACUUCUGUGAGACCAUCAACAAGCUAUAUUCAGAGGUCCGGUCUCGACAAAAUGGCGGCUCGAGUGAUCGAAAGAUUCUCAUUGACUUGAAGCGUUGCUGGAACGGCAAAUGUUCGGUUUACUGGGCUUCCCCCGACUUGUCUCGCGCCUGUAACGACCCAGAAAUCCCUAUUGUGCCUGGAGAUGCCCAGAUUGAGUUGCCCAAAGCCGAGGAACUGCAGCAGAACGUCCCCAUUUAUGGCAUCACGCCUCGUACCGACUCCACCGUUCGCGAAAGUCUUGCUUUCCCCAUACAGCAUGAUCGAACUGACUCUGCAGCAACUGCGCAAAGCAUUCCACUCUCUGCUAAAAGCGAACAAAGCUUGAUGGCGCUCUCGUGUUCAUUACGACCUAAAUCCCCCAGGCGCUUGUCCUUGUCUGCAUCGAAAGACAAGGCGCCUCGCCCUGUGGUAUUGGGUCUCACAAAUUCCAAGUCCCCGUCUAGGGCUCAUGAACCACCCAGGUCACCCGUGUCUCCCAUGGUCUCGCGGCGCCCAUACCACAGCCAUAGCCAUAAACGAAGCGGGAGCUUCUCAGACUCGGUGCGAGAGGAUCGACCGCCGAUAUUCGUGAUGGAGCCCGAAACGGGACCUGCACCACAGAAGAUGUUCGAUCUGAUCAGUUUGAUACGGGGACAAAUGUAUCCUCCUGCGGAUUCGUUCAUGACAACGAUGGUACCGGAAUCACCGCUCCUUCUUCCGCCGUUGAAACCCCCAAAUCCGGAUCGUCGGAGUACACCGAACGUGCCCAAGUUGUCACCUAACUCGGGCAUGAAAACAAUCAUUGGCUCAAUCAAGCGAGCAUUGCACACGAGGAACGGUGGGCAGAGUAUCUCUGCUCUCAUUACGACUUCCCACGAAGCUAUUUCGUUGCCUUCCCGCGGGAAGACUUCUGCAAUGCCAAUCGGACUUGCUUUUGGCUCUGAGCUCUAUCGGGAGAGGAAAAUGGCUGCUGUCCCAAAACAUCCAGGUCGUAUUGAUAUACUGUGCGAUGAGGUCCUCAAACAAUACCGCUUGGCCAUGAACCAGGAAGGGAUGAAAGACCGAAGCCAGCCUUCAGCUGCCUCUGACUUUCAUCAAGCGACCCUGCAGGAGCCUUCAUCCAACGUUUCUAAUCUUUUCCCGACGCAUCCCCCCAACUCAGAUCCCAAAUUUCGGAGCGGUAUCACUAUGGGCAGCGAAUCAAUCAUCAUUGUCGAUGAUACUGGGUUCGAAAUGCCUUCUUUGUCAGGGUCAGCACAGGAACCAAUGCCAAUUGUCGAUGAUGAUGCUCAUGAAGCGCUGGAACUCGAAGUGCCCGAUGACGCCUCAACGCAAUCGAUCCCCUCGGGGGGAGAAUACCUUCGACCGAUGUGCUACAAGGCCGACGAAUCUGCUGCUCAUUCUAACGUAUCCUACCCCAUUCGCCCUCUCAUGCCGCAAAGAUCGUCUUCGGCUGAAGGCGGAUCGACGCCUAUCAAAAAGAUGAAGAACUCUUUUUCUCUGCGGCUCAGAAAGUACGCGUCUUUCCAAAGUGGAGUCUCAAGACAGCGGCUUUCGAUGAGCAGCGAGACGACUCAAUCGACUGUCGACUCAAAUGCGAUGCAUGAACAGAACACUACACAGUCGGGGCCGGUUCUUCGCAGGCGCCGAGGUGGAAACCUCCGUCAAAUGCAGACUGGAGAUGAACCCGAGCCUCCUUCCUGUCGUGACUCGUUUGCGUCUUGGGAUGACUCAGUUGUGGACGGGACGGCCCUAUCUGAUGGCACUGCCUCAAGACCUCCUUCAACAUUGAUCCCUCCAAAUCCUCAGUACUCACUGAUUCAGCCACUCGCUUCCCAGCAAACUAGACGUUCCUUUGAGUCAGUCAUCGCGAAGUUUGCACAGAUUCCUGAUGACGACGACGGUGGUAUUGAGUCAACGCUGUUAAAACUGGAGGGAAAGUGGGAUGGGCCACCCAACGCCGUUCGAAACUCCUCGUCUGCACACGCAGAGGGUGUCGAAACGGUCAGGCCUGGGUGGGAUGUUCUUUCCCGUAGGCGACAGACGGACAAGUCCGCGUAUUCCACAGUUGGGGGUCGAUUGGCACCACCUAGAUAUUAUUCAGGUUCUGUCACUGAGUCUGAAGAGUCAUAUGAUUCGAUUCCGCUUCUUGAAAGAGGAUUGACUGACGAGUCCAUGAAAUGGCAGUCUACAAGCCAGCCAAUCCAACCUGGCCCGCACGGUGCUCCACUCACCCUCGUAUCAAGCUAUGAAACUUCGGAACUUGCCUCACCGCACCCCUCAAUUCAAAUUGUGCACAAAACCGACAGCAUGCGUCUCAUUCCUCGUGGAGCAACCACCCCGGCCUCGGCCAUUUACGAUGUUGGUCAGGUUACUCCGAAGCGCUUCUCAGCUCUGUCUUCUGAGCUGUCCGUCGACCUGAUUGAUCCGCAUGAAGCUAUAGGUGCAAGAUUUUCGACAGACACGCUCAGCCUCGGUUCGUCAACCGUUGGGAUCCCAUCUCAUCCUCUAGCGCAACCUCCCUCCCCACCGAUGACCAUCCAACAUCCGGGAUCUUUUACUUCAUACCCUUCGCCGUUGAAUACGGUCCUGUUCCAGGCCCAGCCCCUUACGCCCGACACAUCCCCGCGACACAAAGAAGUUAGCAACUCUGCUUCGCGUCCUCUAAACAUACAGCAGGUUUCGAGUGACGUGUUAUCCAAUUCGGAAAACCAUCGUCCCGAUCCAACCCCCGUUGUCACCUUUUUACCCGACCAUGUCCCCUUUAUCUUAGCAUGUGAAUCUCAAGUCCUCGCACAACAACUGACAUUAAUCGAAAUGGCUGCCCUGAGCGAAGUUGACUGGCGAGAUCUGGUCGAAAUGAAAUGGAGCAGUGCCUGCCCAUUAGUAACAAACUGGGUCCAGUUCCUGACACAGGAGGAACGAAAGGGUAUCGAUUUGGUCGUGGGCCGCUUCAACCUUAUGGUCAAAUGGAUCUUGUCGGAGAUUGUCUUGACCCGUGACAUCAACGAGCGGGCCCGCACAAUCAUCAAGUAUAUCCAUACAGCUGCGCAUGCCCGCCGCAUCUGCAAUUAUGCCACGAUGCUUCAGAUCGCCAUUGCUUUGUCUUCGUCUGAUUGCUCCCGACUGCAGCGUACGUGGCAGCUGAUUUCAAGUGGGGAUAAGCGGCUGUUCAAGGACAUGGAGUGCCUAAUUCAGCCGGUGCGCAAUUUUAAUGAUUUGCGUGUCGAGAUGGAAACGGCCAACUUGCAGGAAGGCUGUAUUCCCUUCAUCGGUGAGUUUCAAAACUGGUUGCUUGAAUGCCACCCUAGAUCUUGUUUGCUGAUUCCUCUUUACUUCGUUCCAGGUCUAUACGUCCACGACCUCACUUAUAAUGCACAGAAACCCGCACAAGUUAAUAACACCAAUGGCGGUUUACUUGUUAACUUCGAGCGCUAUCGCACCGCGGCACGAAUCGUUAAGAGCCUCCUCCGUCUCAUUGACGCUAGUACAGAAUACAAGUUUGUGCCCGUGCAGGGCAUCAUCGAACGGUGCCUGUGGAUUGCUUGUCUCCCCGAGGAAGAAAUUCAAUCCCGCAGCAAAGCACUUGAAUAA
Penicillium digitatum Pd1 is the source of this 4986-nucleotide messenger RNA. The record is from RefSeq and is a predicted model, not a curated record. Lineage: Eukaryota; Fungi; Ascomycota; Eurotiomycetes; Eurotiales; Aspergillaceae.